CGACCGUCGAAUGCACAAGCCACCAUGUGGCAACAACCAGUCCUGUUCAAGACGUGAUCUAACGUAAAAGUUGAACGCUGUGGCCUGUUGAGCUGAUCGUAUUGUACCAUCAAAUCGUGGAAUGUCAAGAGAAAACAGCUUAAACGUAUGUAUGACCCCGGCGGAGAAACCAUAAAACCCCGCGGUUCUCUGUCUCGCUCCGACUGUCCCUGACAUCCGCGCUUCUGUGCUCGGUUUGACGAGAAAGAGACGCUUCUGAGGUUCAGUUUGUGUUGUGAAAGAUGAAUCUGCAGUCUGCAGCUACGGAGCAAUGGAAGGAAUUGAUUAAUCAGCCAACUCUUGUACAACUUUAUGUUGCUUUGGCUGUAUUAGUUGUAACAAUUAUGUUGCUUUUCUUUUCUCGUUUCAUAAGGCAGUCAAAAGCAAACACCAUAGUCCUAGCUGGAUUGAGCGGCAGCGGCAAGACUGUGCUUUUCUACCAGCUACGAGAUGGUUCUUUACACCAAGGCUCCGUCACAUCAAUGGAUCCAAAUGAAGGGACCUUUAUCUUACAUUCUGAAGCUGACAGGAGAGGAAAAGUCAAGCCUGUUCAUAUUGUUGAUGUACCUGGGCAUUCUCGGCUGCGACCAAACCUUGAUGACUUUCUCCAGAAGGCAGCUGGGAUUGUUUUUGUCAUAGAUGCUGUGGACUUCUUGCUGAAUAUGCAAGCGGUUGCCGAGUACUUCUAUGAUAUUUUGACAAAGGCCAGUGUUGUUGCAAGGAAAACCCCAGUGCUUAUAGUGUGCAACAAGACUGACAAAGUAACGGCUCACACCAAGGAAUUCAUAAGAAGGCAACUGGAAAAGGAACUGGAGAAGUUGCGCACAUCAAGAAUUGCUAUAUCUGCUGCUGAUAUUGCUAAUGAAUUUAUGCUUGGUCUAGCUGGCCAGCCCUUUACGUUUUCUCAUUGCCAUAACAAAGUUACAGUGACUGAUGCCUCUGGCAUCACAGGAGAGAUAUCUGAGAUUGAGGAAUUCAUAAGAGAUCAUGUGAGACCUUAGAUAAGGCAAGGAAGGUGAAUUUGCGAGGGAUGGUCUCACCGUGAGAAUGCAAACGCAAGUCUUUAAGCUUCACCACAAAGACAAACAAUGACGACUUCCUGCAAGUAUCACCAUCGCACUGUGAAUGGAGGAUCAUUCUUUGCUCUUAUGUCAGCAGGAGAAAGUGGCACUCAGAUGCACCGUUCAUUGUGGAGUUGUUUCAAGGAAAUAUUAAUCAGAAGCAAGCUGCACAAAUUGUUAUGUUUGUCAAAAUGCUUCUGUAGAAACUCUGCUUCUGUUUGAUUGUGGGUUCAGGAUUGAGCUUGAAAUGCAGCUUCAUAAUACAGUAGGUGUGCAAAUAGACGGAAUCAGAUGGAAUGCCGUAAAAAAAUUGUGAAUCUGCAACAUGGAACUAAUUCUUUUGCAGCCAUCGUACAGGGGACUAGUCAGACAUGGUUCAUCUAGGCAAAGUCCCUGCUUGAUUAAGCUGAUUGGGCCACCAUUAGACUCGGGCUUACCUGACCUGAUGGACUGUCUCGAGGCAUAUCCAAGUCUAGACUCUAAACAUGUUUUGUCUGCUUGUUGGGCAUUGCUACAGUCGAGCCUGGUCUUACCUCUCAAUGCCAAACAUAAGCCUAAAUUGCACGGGGGUUUAGGAAAGUAGAAGGAUGCCGCUUGGAAUGGUUUCCAAUUUUCUCCGAUUUUCUGGAAAAUUUUCAUGAGAGAGAGAAAAGGGUAUGCUCAAAUGCAAGUUAAGUGCUACGCAGUCUCGCUGAAUAUCUCAAUCAGGAGCGCGAUUUUGUGAGAUUAACUGUAAAGUGGUUCACGUUUGAAAAGCUUGGAGCUAAAAAGGAUCUUUCCUGUCAAGUUUGUAUCAGGUCUGGAAAUAAAGAACGAAAUACUCUACAUUGUCGGCCUUGAAGAUCACAUAUGUAUCAACUUGCUGCGUUUUAUGAACUCAAAAAGUGGAAACGUUCUUGAGACUCUAAAGUAGAAAACGGUUAACAUCUUUUUUUCCAUGUUCGAGACAGCCACCUCAUGAAAGGGAGAAUUACUCAGCCGCGAGGCACGAAAUGCAGAUGGAACUAUAACACGUAAAAGCCCUUCAAUUAUCAUUUACAUCCGGUGCACUUCAUGUCCAGAUUCUUAAAGAGAGGCAUUUUACAAUUCUGUAAAAAUGAUAUCUGCCACUGAUUUAGGAAGAAUUUACAUCUUUCAAUAAUUUAAAUUUCAUUUCUAUUUCUAUUUCUAUUUUCUUCAACGAUGAUGACCAAGUUUAGCACCAUUUUU
Messenger RNA from Nymphaea colorata (pocket water lily), 2309 nucleotides. RefSeq lists its product as uncharacterized. Gene Ontology annotation, cellular component: signal recognition particle receptor complex. Gene Ontology annotation, biological process: protein targeting to ER. The coding region runs from base 282 to 1040 and encodes 252 amino acids. The transcript is spliced from 8 exons. Lineage: Eukaryota; Viridiplantae; Streptophyta; Magnoliopsida; Nymphaeales; Nymphaeaceae. The record is from RefSeq and is a predicted model, not a curated record. Gene Ontology annotation, molecular function: GTP binding.